GAGACUCAAAGGUCCUUACCUCCCGAGGAGAAGAGAAAGAGAGAAAGAGGAGAGAUGACUCCAAUGUCACGUUUCUUUCUUUGCUCCUCUUGCUCCUACAAUGCUGCUUUGGUCCGACGUAAUGGUUUUCGCUGUGCCACAUGCGCGCUCCCCUUCUUUUCCCUUCCUUACACAGGAGAGAAUAUGAGCAACUUGAGAAAGCCGGAUACUCUGCUGGUCAGGAAACUCGACAGAUCAAAGGAUAAAGAAUUCCCAACGCGCCUAGCCACUAUCAUUCCUUGGAACGCAGAGGUGAACAGCCCAAGUGAUCAUCCUCCGAUGCAGCAUCACCCCCCACCCCAGCUGCUGCUGAAGUUCCUGCCAUUAUGUCCAGCAAGCCUGGAGAAGGAGGAGGCGUCGUCGUCGUGCCAUCGGGAUGGAAUAUCGACAUCGACAGAUAUAUCAACCCCUUCAUCAGAUCGCCUCGCAAGCAGAACCUGCCACCCGCCAUCGCACGGUUUCUAGGUUACCGCGACCACCCGCCACGACUCUUCGGAAACGUGCUCAUCAUCGCAUAUGCCUUCAUCGGAACGCUGUCCUCCUUGUCCCUGAUCUAUGCUGUCUCCAACCAGAUUCAGGCUCUGGGAAUAGGCACAGACUCACCUCUGAUCUUGGGUAGCUUUGGAGCGGCUGCGGUGCUUGAAUUCUACGCCAUCGACUCGCCCUUUUCGCAGCCACGAAACGUGUUAGUUGGUCAGCUUGGCAGCAGCCUCAUUGCAGUGAGCAUCAACAAGGGCUUCGCACAGCUGCCCUUGCGCCAGUACACCCAACUCCGCUGGCUCGCCGGGUCUCUGUCCUGCGCGUGCGCGACCGUCUUCAUGGGCAUCACGGGUACGAUUCACCCACCCGCCGGGGCGACGGCUUUGCUGGCCACAACCGAUGACAACAUUAUCCACCUCGGUUGGGCUCUGAUACCGCGCGUCUUGCUCGGCUGCUGCCUGAUGCUUGUUGUGGCUCUGAUCAUCAACAACAUACAGAGGGCGUUUCCUGCGUACUGGUGGACUGCAGAA
This is a messenger RNA of Cryphonectria parasitica EP155, 1049 nucleotides long. RefSeq lists its product as uncharacterized. The transcript has 2 exons. The record is from RefSeq and is a predicted model, not a curated record. The annotation marks the transcript as partial. NCBI's taxonomy places the organism in Eukaryota, Fungi, Ascomycota, Sordariomycetes, Diaporthales, Cryphonectriaceae.